UGUGCACCAUCAUGCCUGGCCCUUACUUUGGUUUUCUUGAAUUGUGUACUUUUUUUUAUGUUAACAAAUCCCAUAACAGAUUUUUGAAAAUCUUGUUGAUUCCAUGGAGCUGAGCGCGUGGCGUGAGCCUCACACCAGACAGCUUCCUGCGCACCUCCUGUAUCCUGCUCAAGCUCUCUUGAGCCAGGCCAUUGGCAGCCAGAACCCAUGGUCCCCCACAUGUCGUCCUCGGCCCCCAUCGCGGAGGUUAAAGGGAGCCCCAGCCCAGCCUGCAUCCGAGAAGGAGUCCAAAAUGCCCGACUGGCGAGAGGAGAGUGAGGAGGAGGACAAUGACGACGAGGAUGAGGAGGAAGAAAAAGAAAAGAGUCUCACCGUGGAAGGCAAGAGGGAAAAGAAGAAAGUAGAGAGGUUGACGAUGCAAGUGUCUUCCUUACAAAGAGAACCAUUUACUAUUGCACAAGGAAAAGGGCAGAAACUUGGUGAAAUUGAAAGGAUACAUUUCUUUCUAAGUAAGAAAAAAACAGAUGAACUAAGAAAUUUACACGAAGUGCUUUGGAACAGACCGGGCACAGUGUCCUCAUUAAAGAAGAAUGUGGGUCAGUUCAGUGGCUUUCCAUUUGAAAAAGGGAGUACACAAUGUAAAAAGAAGGAAGAAAUGUUGAAAAAGUUUAGAAAUGCCAUGUUAAAGAGUCCAGUUCUUGAUUUGGAGAGAUCUGGUGUAAAUAGUGAACUGGUGAAGAGGAUCUUGAAUUUAAUGCAUCUAAAACCAUCAGACAAACCAUUGCCACAAUCUAAAAAAGCUUCUAGUAGAGGCAGUGAAAAGGAACGGAACAGUUCUGGAAUGGCAAGGAAGGCAAAACAAAAAUGUCUUGAAAUUCUGUCAAAUGAAUCUAGUAGUGAUGAAGAGAAAAACACAGAAGAGUCUUCAGAUGAAGAUAAACUGAAGAGGAGCAGCCACCAAAAGGACAUCUAAAAAGGAGAAAACUAAACAGCUGCUUGUAAAAGUAAAAAGUCUUAAAGUGCUGAUGUUAAGAAGGCAGAUAGUAGCACCACAAAGAAGAAUCAGAACAGUUCCAAAAAAGAAAGUGAAUCUGAGGAUAGUUUACAUGAUGAACCUUUAAUUAAAAAACUGAAGAAACCACCUACAGAUGAAGAGUUAAAGGAAACAGUACAGAAAUUACUGGCCAAUGCUAAUUUGGAGGAAGUCACAAUGAAGCAGAUUUGCAAAGAGAUGUAUGAAAAUUAUCCUGCUUAUGGUUUAAGUGAGAGAAAAGAUUUCAUAAAAACAACUGUAAAAGAGCUGAUUUCUUGAGAAACAAGACAAAGGACUUGUUCCUGUAGGUUGGAAGAUUUGAUGUAUACAUUAUACCAGCAAAGAGAAUGUAUUUCCUUUUCUAAAUCCCUGUCUUGGUAGAACUUACUGCUGACCUUUUUAUCUUGGAUGUUAAUGUAAAUUUGAGUUUGUUGUUUUAAACUGCAUUUCUAUGCUGUUUGUAGUUUAAAAUGCAUGGCAUUGUUACUUGCUUUUAUAGCUGUAUUUUGUACAUUUUGAAUUUCUUCAUAUAAGGCUAUAGAUUCCUCAAUUAUGGGUUUUAAUGUACUUAAUAUUAGCUUGUUAAGACAUUCUUUUAAUCAAGUAGGACAAAAAAUAUAAGUGGCGUUUAUACAUGCAGAAACUAUUGCAGUAUUUAGUACGUGAAAUACUUUGAAUAUAUAUCUCGUCUGUCUGUGAAUUCAGCGGCACUGUGUUCAUCAUACUAAAUUACACAAGCUGUCUGGAUAAAGUCGGAACUUCUUCUGCAUGUGUAUAUAUGCCAGGUUGUCAGCAUGACAGAAGUGACAGAUGUUAUUUUUUAUUUUUUUAUUAUUUUGU
Chinchilla lanigera (long-tailed chinchilla) is the source of this 1873-nucleotide messenger RNA. It is a transcript of the gene Dek, whose product is annotated as DEK proto-oncogene. Gene Ontology annotation, molecular function: histone binding; DNA binding. Lineage: Eukaryota; Metazoa; Chordata; Mammalia; Rodentia; Chinchillidae. The record is from RefSeq and is a predicted model, not a curated record. Gene Ontology annotation, cellular component: nucleus. Gene Ontology annotation, biological process: regulation of double-strand break repair; chromatin organization.